Molecule: messenger RNA, 1476 nt
Organism: Macrosiphum euphorbiae (potato aphid)
Lineage: Eukaryota; Metazoa; Arthropoda; Insecta; Hemiptera; Aphididae
Source: the annotation of a GenBank genome assembly
AUGAAAGAGCAGUUCACUCUCAACCAGGGGACCGACCUCCCAGAAGUCACAUACUCAAUUGAAGAGCUCAAUAGAAAUACAACCAAAUCAACUCUAUUCUCUUCCCCCAAGGAAAUAUGGGAAAUAAUAAAAAAUUUACCACCCGGCAAAGCUUCAGGCUGCGACAACAUACCAAAUACUGCACUCAAACACCUCCCAGCCCCUGCUGUUGUUAGUUUAAAUAAUAUUUUCACCGCUUGCCUCAGGCAUUCUCAUUUUCCUAAACCAUGGAAAACUGCUUCAGUAGUUAUGAUCCCCAAACCCUACAAAGAUCACAGUUUAGCAAAUAACUAUAGGCCAAUAUCAUUACUUACUACAAUGUCCAAAGUAUUCGAGAAGGUGCUUCAAAAUCUCCUCACGAAACACAUCAAGCCGAGAGCUGAACAAAAUGCGUUCAGACAUGGUCAUUCGACGACAACCCAACUUUCUAAACUCAUAGACGAUCUGGUAAUCAAUACUAACAACAACAGACACACCGCAGCCAUAUUCCUAGACAUGGAAAAAGCUUUUGACAAAGUUUGGCACGAUGGACUAAUCCACAAACUUCACACAAUGUCUACAGUCCCCACACCUCUAGUAAAAAUCAUACAAUCCUUCUUGUCAGACCGAACCUUCAGAAUCAAGAUCUCUGACCAUACAUCUACAGAAAGAACGAUAGAAGCAGGUGUCCCUCAAGGCUCGUGUCUCUCCCCCCUUCUAUACAGCCAUUAUAUAAACGAUCUCCCAACCACUCCAUAUGUGUCCACGUCCCUAUUCGCUGACGACACGAUGUUUUAUUCCAGCAACACUUCUGAGAAUAUAGCAAUAAUCCGUUUACAGAGACAAGUAACAACAACAACUGACUGGAUUUUAAAAUGGCGUCUUAAACUUAACACCCAGAAAACAGUUUCAGUACUCUUCGGGAGUAGCCGAAAUGCGCCCAAACGCCAAAUCAAAAUUCAAGAUACCCCAAUUACUUGGAAAAACAGCGCUACUUACCUCGGUGUCAUCCUCGACAAACCACUUCGGCUUCACCAACACGUGAAAUCUUGCGUUCACAGGGCCAAACAAACCAGAGAUGCACUAUACCCAAUUUUAAAUAGUAAAUCCCGAAUACCAAUGUCAACCCGUCUCACCAUAUACAGGAUAUACAUAAGGCCAAUUCUUCUAUACGCUGCUACAGCCUGGGGCCCACUAAUAAGCGAGUCAAAUUGGAGGAAUAUCGAGGCUGUCCAAAACGUGGCUAUUCGAACAAUCACUGGUGCCCACUUCCUCACCAGGAACAAUAAAAUUCUCCACCCGCCCAUCAGUUCAAUCCGCAGUGAAGUAGAGAGAGCUACAAAAAUAUUCCUGCAUCGAAACUCUCAAUCGUCAUUCUCUCACAUAAGGGAGCGAGGUACAUUACCCGCCCCUCAAAUAAUUUCACGCCGUCCUCGACUUCUAACAUUUACACAAUAA